Penicillium paradoxum is the source of this 3189-nucleotide messenger RNA. Its product is annotated as Zn(II)2Cys6 transcription factor. The coding region runs from base 1 to 3189 and encodes 1062 amino acids. Gene Ontology annotation, molecular function: DNA-binding transcription factor activity, RNA polymerase II-specific; zinc ion binding; DNA binding. The transcript has 3 exons. Lineage: Eukaryota; Fungi; Ascomycota; Eurotiomycetes; Eurotiales; Aspergillaceae. Gene Ontology annotation, biological process: DNA-templated transcription; regulation of DNA-templated transcription. The record is from RefSeq and is a predicted model, not a curated record.
AUGAGUCCCCCUUCUCCCAAGAAGAAGAACGGCGGCAAUCCUUCUGCCCCGAGACAAAUCCGUUUUGUCGCAACCGACGGCCAGCCGCAAACCAAGCGCCGCCGCGUUAAUGCCGCUUGUUUAACAUGUCGCCGGCGUAAGAUUCGAUGUUCUGGGGAACAACCAGUGUGCAAGACUUGCUCCGACUAUAAGCAUGUCUGCCUUGGAUAUACCGAUUCGACUGCCCACCUGCGGACGCAGUCCGACUCCGCAUCUCGGGCCCCGCCGCGCUUCUCCGCGUCAGAUGAACCGACAGCCCAGCACGCUGCUCGGGUAGUCGAAAGCAGCUCCCCUGAGCCAGCACUGGCGGCAAUAGCGAUGACCACGGCCACCGUGGAUAGCUCUAUUAGGACGAAAGUGCCCGACUCGAAGGACACACCUUCGUUGAAGGAUGUAUCCUCACGUACAACCAAGCAAUUGGAGACCCAAGCCGUUGGGGAUAGUCCGGAGAGUGGCCGUACCUCAAUCAGCUCGGCAAGCCGCACGCAUGUGCCGUAUUUUCGAUACUUUGGCCCUACCGCGAUUGUACCCGGGUUCAAGCAGAUGGUUGUGCAGGUGCGAGGCUCUCGCAGGAGCAACCCGUCCAUGUCAUCAGAUUCUCCCUCCCCACUUCGUAGUCCUCGAUAUUCUGAUCUCCACACGAGACUCAUGAUCUCUGCCGCGGAUACUCGCGACAGUCGUGAUGCGAAUAUCCCAUUUUAUGACCGUGAUGAUAUGUGUCCAGUUUCAAAUCUUGUAUCGCAUUUAUGUGAACUCUUCUUUGCCCACCUAGGGUGCAGCUUUCCUUUUCUACAACGCGACAGGUUCCUCCAAGAUCUCAAAGAGAAAAAGGUUGAUACCAUGUUGGUAGAUGCAGUGUGUUCGUUAGCUGCGAGGUUCUCAUUGCAUCCGCUACUUGGUCCUCCACAGGCGCAGCCCAUCGAUCGCUCACAGCCACCACUCGAAGCCAGAAAGUGGGAUCGAGGUCUACCAUUUGGUCAUCGUGCGAUGAGCGCGCUCGUGGAUGUAUUGCCAUGCCCGACUCUUUCUGCCGUUCAGGCCUGCCUGUUACUUGCCUACGAGCAGUUUGGCUCGAAUCAUGACAGUGGGCUUUGGAUGUACCUCGGAAUAUCAAUUCGUAUGGCUCAAGACCUUGGGCUGCAGAAGUUUCAAGGCCUCAAACAUAAUUAUGGACAGAGCGGCGUCACUCCAAGUGAAGUCAUGACAGGCCACGCUGGGAAGUUGAGGGAGGAGCAGUACGAUGACGUUGAUGUGCAUCUAACACCUAAGGCGACCCCACAGCCCUUGAUUGCGGAGCGUGCCAGGGAACGCGAGCGUGUAGACUCUUUCUGGAGCAUCUUCUUCCUCGACCGAGUCAUCUCUUCCGGUACCGGGAGACCAGUGACACUACGUGAUGAGGAUAUUGAACUUUGUUUUCCUCUUCAAUCUGAAUCACAAUUGCCGAAUGGGUGGCCCGCGCCUUUCCCCCCGCUUAUUCGGAUUAUCCAUCUGUAUGGCAGAGUCACCGAUCUUAUCAAUGGCAUUCAGGAUGUCAAACAUGUCACACCGGAUACAUUGAAGAUGUUGGCUGGAAUGGAAAGCGAUUUGACUGGGAUCUAUCAACGCUUAUCUCCAAGGCUUCAUUUCAAUGCGGCCAAUUUUCAGGCUUACGUGAAAGCCAAGGAGGGAACCAAUUUCAUUCUUCUGCAUUUUUGGUUUCAUACUCUCAUCGUUCUCCUACACCAACCGACUUUGUUGAACUCAUUUGGUGGAUCAAUCCAACACCUCUAUCCGAAUAGCCGCGAGCUGUCCAUGUCCUCUGCCAAAACUAUCGCGGAUAUCCUUUCCUUCUCGGAAUUGGUCGAUGGGAAAAGCUUUAUCGGAAACCCUUUCACAAGUCAGCCGAUGUACAUUGCGGCCUGCGCGUUCCUCAUGGAGAGUGCUUACUAUGCGACCCCUUCCUCGGGCACUGACUCGACUCAACCUCAGCCAUUAUUAGCGAAUCAAUCCAGUGGAUUCGUGAUGCCCACAAUGGAAUCUUCUAAUGGAACAGAACGGAAGUCUACCGCGAAGCAUAUUUUGCUUGCUUCUGCCGCCAAAGAGAAUUACCAGCGUUGUUAUAAGGCUUUGCAAGCACUCAAUGCAUAUUGGGAAGGCACUGGGUAUAUUUUGACAGUACUGGAUCAGAAGGCCAAGGGAAUUGUGGAUCCUCUUCUUUACACCGUGGAGGAUAUGGAAAACACCGAAGGCAUUAAUACUGGGCAACAAUCCCUUGGGCCUGGGGCUUGGCGUGCGAGUAAAACACUAGCAGAGUCUGAAUCCGAUGUAGAAAGACCAGCUGGCGUCGCGGAUAUUCCAUUGGAUGGCAAGUGGUCACCACAUAUUGAUCCAAGUCAAGGUUUGUUGAACCCUCCAAUGUCCACAAUCGACAUCUUACUGACAGAUCGUGUUUUGACAGCUAUUGGCUGGGCACUUACCGGGGCGACGAACUCUUCACAGCCCAACUUGAGUCUGCUUUAUCAGAUGCCCACAACCGACACCGAGUCCACACCGGACAGACCAGCAUACUCGUCGCAGUACAGCCACAGCUAUCCAAUACUACCAUCGAAUGGCAGCGAAGGCCCAAGCUCCUCAUACCCCCAAGCCAUUCCGUCGGCCACCUCUCACGGAGAAAGAAAAUCCUCGCUCACAGCCCAAAAUUCAAAAUACACCCAUAUUCCAUCCAGAACCAUUACUACCGAGCCCCCUUAUUAUAUGGGUCUGCAUUCGCCAUACCCCGAAUCAAAUACACGAACGACACGCCCCAUACAGACAGUAUCGCAUUCAUUUUCCGGUGUAACAUCUGCUCUUCCAUCCUCGCAGAUCGAUGCCCAGCCUUCCGCGUAUGGUUAUUCAAUGCCUCCAGCGACGGCCGAACACCCAAGCAGAAAUCAAAUGGUAUCUGGCGGCCCAGGCGCCGAUCUUCAACCCACAAUGAACGAUACCAACGGGAUGAUAAUCGGAAGUCACGACGUCGAUAUGAACUCACUCCACAAUCAGGAUUCGUUCCCGUUCGUCAACGGCGAGAUCCUUCCGUGGCUGGAAUAUCUCCCUCAAGAUGUUCUUAGUUUCUUCGGCGACCAUCAAAAUUACCCGCUUAUGAGUCCUGACGAUGUAUCACGGCCUCCUUAA